Messenger RNA from Helobdella robusta, 2831 nucleotides. RefSeq lists its product as hypothetical. NCBI's taxonomy places the organism in Eukaryota, Metazoa, Annelida, Clitellata, Rhynchobdellida, Glossiphoniidae. Gene Ontology annotation, biological process: glycogen catabolic process. The record is from RefSeq and is a predicted model, not a curated record. Bases 1 to 2607 code for a protein of 868 amino acids. Gene Ontology annotation, cellular component: cytoplasm. The transcript has 20 exons. Gene Ontology annotation, molecular function: glycogen phosphorylase activity; pyridoxal phosphate binding.
AUGUCGCAUAAGCCCCAGUCAGACCACGACAAGCGCAAACAGAUCAGCGUGCGAGGAAUAGCCCAGGUGGAGAAUGUCGCGAAUAUAAAGAAGUCGUUCAGCCGUCAUGUGCACUACACCCUGGUCAAGGAUAGGAAUGUGGCCACCCCGCGAGAUUACUACCUCACCCUGGCCCACACAGUCAGAGAUCAUCUGGUUGGUCGAUGGAUCAGGACUCAGCAGUUUUAUUACGAAAAUGAUCCAAAGAGAAUUUACUAUCUGUCGUUGGAGUUUUACAUGGGCAGAACAUUAUCCAAUACAAUGUUGAACCUGGGUCUACAGAAUGCUGUUGAUGAAGCUCUCUACCAGCUUGGAUUGAACAUUGAAGAGCUGGAAGAAAUAGAAGACGAUGCAGGAUUGGGAAACGGAGGAUUAGGAAGGCUGGCUGCUUGUUUCCUUGAUUCCAUGGCAACUCUGGGGCUUGCUGCUUAUGGUUACGGAUUGAGAUACGAUUAUGGUAUCUUUACACAGAAGAUUCAAAACGGAUGGCAGGCUAGAUUUGCCAAAUUGUAUUUAACUAUAGCAGAAGAACCAGACGACUGGUUGAAAUAUGGCAACCCAUGGGAGAAGGCUCGUCCAGAGUACACCAUCCCAAUACAGUUCUAUGGCUGGGUGGAUAACACACCGCAAGGUCCCAUGUGGAAAGAUACCAAGACAGUUCUAGCCAUGCCAUACGACAGCCCAGUGCCUGGAUACGCCAACAACGUCGUCAAUACACUGAGGCUGUGGUCUGCUAAGGCACCUGCAAGCUUCAAUCUGAAGUUCUUCAACAACGGCCAGUACAUUGAUGCCGUUUGCGAUAGGAACAUCGCUGAAAAUAUCUCAAAAGUCUUGUACCCCAAUGAUAAUUUCUUCGAGGGCAAAGAACUGCGACUGAAGCAGGAAUACUUCUUGUGUGCUGCCACUUUGACAGACAUCAUCAGAAGGUUCAAGGCCUCCAAGUUUGGGUCAAGAGCAGCCAUCAGAACAGACUUCAACCAGUUUCCUGAUAAGGUAGCCAUCCAACUGAACGAUACCCACCCAGCACUAGCCAUACCUGAACUCAUGAGGACCUUUGUUGAUGUUGAGAAGCUGCCCUGGGACCAGGCCUGGUCGAUAGUGACAAAAACAUGCGCUUACACGAACCACACUGUUCUACCUGAGGCCCUGGAGAGGUGGCCUGUCCACUUGUUUGAGAACCUUCUCCCGCGCCAUCUUCAGAUCAUCUACGAAAUCAAUGCCAAGUUUUUAGACCUCGUCUCGAAGAAGUGGCCCGGUGAUUUCGACCGUCUACGUCGCAUGUCCCUCAUAGAGGAGUGUCCGGAGAAGAAGAUCAACAUGGCACACCUGGCCAUCGUUGGCAGUCACGUGAUCAACGGGGUGGCCGCCAUACACUCGGAAAUUCUUAAGAAGACCACUUUCCAUGAUUUCUAUGAGCUGUGGCCUGAGAAGUUUCAGAACAAAACAAAUGGAAUCACACCGAGACGCUGGCUGCUCCUCUGCAACUCCAAUCUUGCUGAUCUCAUUGUCGAGAAAAUUGGAAUGCACUGGAUCACUCAUCUCGAUGAAUUGAGAAGCUUGCAAUCGUUGGUUGAUGACAAAAGUUUCCUCAUCAAACUCGUCAAAGUCAAGCAGGAGAACAAGAUGAGGUUGGCUGCAUUGAUCAGUAAGGAGUUCAAUGUCAAGGUCGAUCCAACAUCCAUGUUUGACAUGCAGGUGAAACGUAUCCACGAGUACAAACGCCAACUGCUCAACAUCCUGCACAUCAUCACCAUGUACAAUAGGCUAAAGCAACAGCCAAACAGACCUUUUGUGCCUAGGACUGUCAUGAUUGGUGGAAAGGCUGCUCCAGGCUACGAUGUCGCCAAGUUGAUCAUCAAGCUCUUCAAUAAUGUUGGCCAGCGUGUCAACAACGAUCCAGCGAUCAACAACAAGCUGAAGUGCGUCUUCCUGGAGAACUACAGAGUCACUCUGGCGGAGAAGAUCAUUCCUGCCGCCGAUCUCAGUGAACAGAUAUCUACUGCUGGCACUGAAGCCUCUGGCACUGGAAAUAUGAAGUUCAUGAUGAACGGUGCUCUCACCAUUGGAACAUUGGAUGGAGCGAACGUGGAGAUGUUGGAAGAGAUGGGUCCCGACAAUAUCUUCAUCUUUGGAAUGACUGUUGAUGAAGUGGAAAAAUUGGCUACUUCCGGUUACAAUCCAAUGAAAUAUUACGAGAGCAAUGCGGAACUGAGGCAAGCCAUCGAACAAAUACACGGAGGCUACUACUGCCUGCCUGGCGAGCCCAACGAUCUCUUCCACAAGCUCACUAACAAUAUCCUCCAUCAUGAUAAGUACAUGCUGUGUGCUGAUUACGAAGCGUAUGUUGCUGCCCAGGAUAAAGUCAGUGAGACUUAUGCCAACCAAGACAAGUGGACUCGCAUGUCCCUCAUGAACAUAGCCGCUUCUGGAAAGUUCUCUUCAGACCGCACAAUCGCCCAGUACGCCAGGGAAAUAUGGAGGGUUGAACCAUCGUACGAGAAACUGCCCACUCCGUGUGAGAACCCUCUGAAGGAGCAGGCAGGCAUAGAGGAAACCCACACUGCUUAAUUAAUCAUCCGUGGGCUGAAUGAGUGUGUGUGUGUGUGUGUGUGUGUGGGUGUGACACUCGAAUGAUUAUUUCUGUGCGCUUGUGUGUGUGUGUGUGUGGCCAUUGAACGUGUGUUUAGUUGGAUGCAUCUGGUCGUUGUGUGAUUAUUUAUUUGUCAAUUUAUUUUUAUUAAUAACUAUAAUUAUUUUGUUAGUUUAUUCAAAUUUCUGGUUCUUUAACUUAA